AUGAACUUGAACACUCUGAAAUUGGUUCUUUUGUCCGUUAUGAUAUGCUCAACACUUUUCGCAGGCCUUUCUCCGUUGAAAGUUUUGCGCUAUCUUCGGCACAGUGCCGCCCGCGCGUCCUCGUCGAAGCAGCACAAACACGUGUCCCUUAUCCUGUGUCUGCUCACAUGUUUUUCAGGAGGUUGGCUACAUAGCUGGUUACCGUUGGUUUUAUCGUCAUUGCAUGGUACUUCAGGAGUGUUUCUCGCGACUUGCUUCCUACACCUCUUUCCAGAACUGGUUGAGAAUGUAGGAAAAUUGGACGAGGUCUACGAUUUCUAUAUUGACUAUCCAGUUGCAGAGCUGCUUAGCUGUCUUGGUUUUUUUCUACUAUUCUUUCUUGAAGAGCAUCCAUCUGUGAGGCAAAUACAUAAAGUCACAGUAUUUCGACGACAUUACUUUCAUGCGCUGAAUUCAGUAGAAGUCCACUCUACUUAUACAACGGAUCAUGUAAAAGGCGUCACAUCAGAUGACGAGAACGUCGAUGGACAUUGUCAGAAACACUGCCCAUUGACUGUACAUCGCGUCAAGAAAAGCACUGAUCAUAAGGAGCCCCAGUGCACGGCUGUGAGCGACGUGUACACAACACUCGCAGUAGCAGAACCAGAACGAUGUGAAACGAACUGCGAAAAGGUUGAUGAGGAUCCACCGAUUCUGAUGAAGUCAUCUCCUCAUGCGCACUCACACGGUGUGCGUUCGAUCACUUUCGUUUUAGCUCUCUCUAUUCACUCUGUAAUAGAAGGCAUCGCGUUUGGAGUUGGCGACAACGCUUCUGAAACCACUGCAUUGUUUUUGUCUCUUCUGGUGCAUAAGUUAAUAGUUUCGUUUUCGGUAGGCCUACAGUUGGCUCGCACACAUGCUCAUCAACUUCACUGGGUGGUAGCGUCGGUUUUCAUACUGGCGCUAAUGUCUCCGUUAGGCGCAGUGGUUGGAAUGGUCGUUCAAUCUGCUGCGGCAAACAGUUUCAGCAAGGAUGUUGCUAUCACUAUUCUUCAAGGUCUUGCAGUCGGGACCUUCCUCUAUGUCACAUUUUUUGAGGUAUUACUUCACGAAAGGGACAAUGAACACCCCAAUUUACUUAAACUGUUAGUCAUGCUAGUGGGAUUUUCACUCAUAGGGCUACUUCGAUUGAUAGACAACCAUGACCAUUCCGAUUUUUCGCAUUCCUUGGAGAACGGUUCAUCGCUUGCAGUACCCCGUGGAGCUAAUUAUGGGCAUCACAGACAUCACCAUGAUCAUAUUCAUUAA
This is a messenger RNA of Angiostrongylus costaricensis, 1287 nucleotides long. The record is from the annotation of a GenBank genome assembly. Lineage: Eukaryota; Metazoa; Nematoda; Chromadorea; Rhabditida; Metastrongylidae.